AUGAACCGAUGCACUCGUGAAAGCGAAGACAAAUCUACGGCUUCAACACAAUGGCAUUUGUCACUAGAUGACCUGUACCUUGACAACGACAAUCUCAUUCCACUUCGCGCUGCCAAUCCAUCCAACAAACUGGUCCAAAUAAGAGGUCAACCGGGAACACAUGACAUGAAUCUUGCUCGCUCUUUCUUUGAAAGCUUACGCACUGGCUCAUAG
This is a messenger RNA of Penicillium digitatum Pd1, 213 nucleotides long. The record is from RefSeq and is a predicted model, not a curated record. NCBI's taxonomy places the organism in Eukaryota, Fungi, Ascomycota, Eurotiomycetes, Eurotiales, Aspergillaceae.